Molecule: messenger RNA, 7505 nt
Organism: Closterium sp. NIES-65
Lineage: Eukaryota; Viridiplantae; Streptophyta; Zygnematophyceae; Desmidiales; Closteriaceae
Source: the annotation of a GenBank genome assembly
GGCAAACUGGAGCCGGCAAGACCUUUACGAUGGAGGGACCGGAUUGGGACAGCGAAGGGGAAGGAUCCCAGCGAAGCGUGGACAAGCGCGGCCUUAUUCCACGGAUUCUCCAGUACAUCUUCCAGAGACUGUCAGCUGACAAGGAGCUGCAGAUGCUCGAGUUCACCAUCCGCUGCUCCUACCUGCAGAUUUACAAUGAGCAGGUGUCCGACCUCCUCGAGCCAGAUUCGGUGAACCUGAAUGUGAGGGAGGACAUGAGGCACGGGAUGUUCGUGGAGGGCCUGCAGGAGGUGGUGGUGUCCACCGCCGACGCCACCUAUGCUCUGUUCAAGCGCGGCUCGCAGAACAGACGCGUGGGCCAGACCGCCAUGAACAUGGAGAGCAGCCGCUCUCACAGCGUGUUCACGAUCGUGGUGGAAACUCAGCGGAGGGACGACGCAGGGGUGAUGAAGAGGAGGACCUCACGGUUCAAUCUGGUGGACCUAGCGGGGUCGGAGAGACAGAAGCACAGCGAGGCGCAGGGGGUGCGGCUAAAGGAAGCCGGAAGCAUUAACAAGUCACUUUCUGCGUUGGGAAAUGUCAUCAAGGCCUUGGUUGACAUCGCAGAGGGGAAGGUUCGCCACGUGCCCUAUCGAGACUCGAAACUCACCUUUCUUCUAAGUGACUCCCUGGGUGGCAACUCCAAGUGCACGCUGCUGGCGGCUGUAAGUCCUGCAGAGCGCAACGUGGAUGAAACGAUGUCGACGCUCAAGUUUGCGCAGCGGGCGAAGCUGAUGCACAACGAGGCUGUAGUGAACGAGCUGAUGAUGGGCAACCCCGCCGUCAUGGGCGAGGAAAUCCGUCGAUUGCGCCUCGAGAUCGCCGAGCUUAGAGCCAAUGCGUCAGCUGGAGUGCCUGGGCAGCCACUGCUCCCUCCCAGCCCUUCUCCUGCGCCGAUGUCAGAGAAUGAGCGCAUCUGCCGCUUGGAGCAAAUCAUCUCCCAGUCCACAAAGCGAGCGCUGGAGGCAGAGAGGCAGGCAGGGCAGGAGGUGGCGAAGCAGAGCAAGAGAGCUGAUGCUGCUGAGGCUCUGGCGGAAGGGCUUGUGAGGAGUGUGCAGGGGCUGAAGAUGGUGGUGAAGCUGCGGGACGAUAGGAUCAAGCGGGUGGAGGCGCAGGGGAGGUGCGAGGGGCAGUGUGUGCGGGGGGAGGACGCGGCAGCAGUGGAGGAGCUGGCGCAGGAGGUGGAGGUGCUGCGGCGCAUGGUGGAGAGGAACCCCGAUGCCAUCCGCUUCCAGCUGGAGGUUGACGUCUGCAAAGCGAGGAUCAGCGAGUUGGAGGAGCAGCUGCAGACGGGUACGAGCGAGGGGGACAAGGUGGCGGCACUGGAGCGCCUCAACAACGCGCUGAGAGAGGAGCUCAAGGAGGCGUUCGACGAGAACGAGGCGCUGCGGAGCAAGGAGGAGGAGGGGUGGCGGGAGCGGGAGGAGCUCCGAGCCAAGCUCGUUGGCAUGGAGGAGCAUGUGAAGAAGGUGGCAACAGUGGCGGAGCAGUACCGCAUGGAGGUGAAGAAGGUGGCAGUGGUGGCAGAGCAGUACCGCAUGGAGGUGAACAACACACGGCAGCUUCAGCGCAGCGUCAACGACCGCAAGCACGAGUUUGAUGAUGCGCGCGUCCGGUGUGGAGUGGCGGAAGCGAAGGUGGGCAAGCUGCUGCAGCAGCUGGCGGCCACCCAGCAGGCGGAAUCAGUGCUCAAGGUGGAGGCCGCAGAGCACCACGCUCAGAGCGCCGCCCUCGCUCGGGACCUGCAGGCGUGCCGGGCCGAGCUGGCGAGGAGUGUGGCCGAGAGCGAGAGGAGUGUGGCUGACGCAGCACAGCUGCGGGCUGAUUUGGAAGCAGUGCGGAGGCAGGUGGAGGGGUUGUUGGAGGAGAAGGCGAAGGCUGAGGGAGAGGCGACAGAGGCAGCAGCUGCUGGGAAGGAGAAGGAGAGGGUGGCGGAAGAGCAGAGGAAGGCGUUAGAAGAGGCACUGGAGGAGAUGAGGAGAGCGCAGGUGGAGGCGGAAGAUGCUGGGAGAGAGAAGGUUCGGGAGCUUGAACAACAGAAGAGAGUGUUGGAGGAGGGACUAGAGGGAAUGAAGCGAAAGCUGGUGGAGAUGGAGGAUGUUGGGAAGGAGAAGGAGGGCGCGUUAGAAGAGCAGAAGAGCGCGCUGGAAGAGGAGCUUGAGGGUAUUAAGAGAAAGCAGCAGGAGAUGGAAGAUGCUGCGAGGGAGAAUGUGAAGGAGCUCGAAGAGCAGAAGAGGGUGUUGCAGGAGGAGCUGGAGGGGAUGAAGGGGAAGCAGGCGGAGCUGGAGGAGAAGGUGCAAGCGCUGGAGAAAGAGAGGGAGCUGCUGUGGGCUGCAGCAGAGAAGAGCGGGGCGGACGGUGAUGCUGACGGCGCUGAUGGUGCUGUUGGUUCAGAUGCUGCAAAGAAGCGGUCGGAGCUGGGCGAGAGGAUAGCGAAGCUGGAGGAGGAGCUGAAGACGGAGAGGGGUCGGGUGAUUGACCUGGCGGAGAAGGUGGGCGACCGGGACGGGCUGCUGGAGGCUGCUUGCGAGAGGCAGAGGCGGGCAGAGGAGGUGGCGGAGAGGGCGAGGAGGGAGGCGGAGGAGUUCGCUGCUGGGGGGCGCAAGCUGCAGCAGGUGAACCUGGCGCUGGAGGAGCAGCUGUGCUCGGCGCUGCAGGGUCUCCAGGAGGCGAAGGAACGGGUGGAGCGGUUGGAGCAGGAGAGAGUGGGUCUGCUGGAGGAGGCUAUGAUGCUGGAGCAGGAAACGGAAGAGCAGCGGCAGAAAGAGGAGGCGGAGGAGGAGCGGGAGGAGCAGCAGGAGAGGCGUGAGGGAGGAGGCAGCGGAAGCAAGAGAAGGUGGCAGGAGACUGUUAAGGGUGAUGAGGAAGCAGUGGAGGCAGGAGGGGAGGAGGAGAAGGAGGAGGGCGUUCUCAGCCCGAUGACUCUGUGCCUCACAGAGCUCCGUGACGUCACCAACAGGGCCAGCCCGUCACGAGCAGCAGAUAAAGGCAGCAAGGCAGCAGAUGCAGCAGGGAAGGAUGCUGAUGCACGCGCAGGAGCCGCUGGUUCUGGCCCUAGCCCAAUUCGCCUCGGCACAGCAGCAGACAUGUCCGCGCUACCUGCCUCUGCUUCUACCAACGCGUUCCUCGCAAACAGGUGGACUCUGCCCUUUGCCGGAGACAACGUUUCUGCCAGCGUAGACUCUGACAGCGACCUGCACAGAUAUGCAGUUACUGGGGCGGCGGGAGGGCUCACAGGGGGGGAAGGGGGCACGCAGGGCGCACUGGGGCGACGGCUGGAGAAGAAAAAGCGGCGGAGGAGCGCGCCAGUGAGCCAAGCAGAGGCGCAGGCGGAGAAGCUGAGGCUGAUGGAGGUGCAGGUGCGGCACAUGGUGAAGCAGCUCGCCGCCGCGCACGCCCAGGUGAAGAGCCUGUCCGGUAGGAUGCAGAAGGCGGGGCCCCCGAUGGUGCGGAUGCGGGAGGUGGUUCAGCAGCUGCGGGCUAAAGGGCAGGCGCUGGAGCUGGCGCUGCUGCAUACGCUGGAGAGGGAGGCGGAGAGGGAGCAGGCGGAGGAGGAUGAGAAGGAGGAGGUUGGGUUGAUGUAUCUGCAGCUCGAGAAGCAGAGGGAUAGGUUGAGGAAAGAGAGGAAUGAGUAUUUGAAGGAGCUGAUGGUGGUGGGGCCGAGGAACGCGGUGCUUUGUGAGGAGUUGAGUGCGGUGAAAGCGAGGCUGGAAGCGGCUAGGGAGGAGAUGGGUGAGAUGGAGGAGGAGCGGGCGAGGCUGCGGAACAAGUUGGCUAGGCUGAGUCGUAGGCUGGAGCAGCUGGUAACGGGGAGAACGGCAGCUGGUGGACCCCUUGAGAGUCCAUUUAGGGUAGAGCAUGCAGUUAACGUGGAGGUUGCUGCUGACGUGGAGGAUGCGGAUGAGGAGCUCAUGGCUGACGUGGACGAAGCGCUGGCCGUUGUGAGGGAGCAUGUGGAGGAGGUGGAGAGCAGGAACAGGCAGCUAGCGGAGCAUGUGAGGGCGCUGGAGCAGCAGUGCGAGAGGCUGCAGGCUAAGGCUGAGGGGUUGGGCAGCAGCAAGACGAGGGCGGUGAGGGCUGUGAAUAAGAGCGAAAACGAGGAGCUACAGGGUGGUGUGUUGGGAGUGAAGGCUAAGAGCGGGCCACAGCAGGUGGAUGGACAGCAGGAGUGUGAGAAGAAGGGCGAUGGGCACAAGGGGGAGGCGCAGCAGGGGCAGGAGCAGCAGCGGCUGGCUGGGCAAGUGCAGGAGCUGUUGGCUCGUCUGGCUGCUGCAGAGGAGCAGACAAAGGGCACCAUGGGCCGCGCUGCUCUGGCGGAGCAACGGUGCAGCGAGAUGCAUGCUCGCGUUGCUGCUGUGGUAGCCCGGGAGAGAGCGCUGCAGAAGCUGCUGGUGAGCCCUCUGCUGAGGGAUGCCGGGGCUGGGGAUAGAGGAGUUGGAUGGUCUAGGGUUGGAGACGCAGGGGUUGUGAGUAGAGGGGUGAUGGGAGCAGGAGGCGGGGAUGAGAUUGUGGAAGGGUGGAAGGCGAGAUGGCGGCAGCUGGAGCAGGAGCAGGGAGAGCUGGGCUUAAACCUGAACCAGAACGGGGUAGAGGACCAGGAAGGCAAGGGAGAACAAGAGCAUGCGGAGCAGGGAUGUGGGCAGGGAGGGGUGGAAUGCGAUGCAGAGGCUGGUAACAUGGGUGCGGAUGUGGGGCACGAGCAGAGGCGCAUGCAGGUGGAGGAGGUGCGGGGGGUGUUGGCUCAGGUGGUGCUGGUGGAGAGUCUGUUGGCCGUGGUGCUGUGCCGGGCUGGGCUUGCUGGUCUCUCCUCCCGCAUGGAAACCAAGCUGCUGGGAUCAAAUUUGGGGUCAGGAGAGAUGGUGGGGGCAGGAGGGAUAGAAGGGGAAGGUGGUUCGCUGGGCGCGGAAGGAUCAGGUGCUGGUGCAGGUGAAGGAGAGGUCGAGCCAGCGGGGGUGGAUGAAAGGGGGAAGGAAGGAGUGAGCGGGUCAGAGAAGGAGGAGGGGACAGGGCAAGAAGGGGGAGGAGGGGAAGGAAGGGCAGCAGAGCAAGGAGUGGGAAGAGAGCAAGUGGAGGAGGUGCUGAACGCGCUGCAGAGGCAGAGGGUGCUGCUUCUUGGUUUCUUGGGCGUGAAGGCAGAGAAAAGCAGCAAGCCAGAGCAGAAUGAGCAAGAGAGGAAUCUGGCAAACGAGGAGGCGGAACGAGCUAUAGCGAGUCCCAGUGAGGGUCUGACCCUUCCGCCUGCGGCCGUGGUAUCCAGGCAAGUCAGAAUCGUACAGCAGCUGGUGCGAGCAGGAUUCGACGCCCUCAUGGCCAACGACGACACCUGCUGGCUGCGAGGGUCCGUUUUGAGAGGCGUGUAUGCCCUGAGGAAGCUGGUGGAGGAGGUGGAGGGCAAGGUGGGCGUGUGGGAGGCGCAAUGGGGCGAGCUAGAACGGGCCUUCCAGCAGCAGAACCGGGAGUUUUUGGAAGUGGGGCGGGCGCUGCAGCGCGUGCAGGGGGAGAAGCGGGCAGUGGAGGGGGCAGUGAGGGAGAGGGCGGAGGAGGAGGCGGGGCGGCGGGAGGUGGUUGAGAGGACUGUGCGUGUGGCAGCUGAGGCAGUGGAGGUGGAGAAGGAAAUUGAUGAGAAGCGGCAGCAGGUGGCAGUGGCUGCAGUGGGGAAUGCUGCUGCGUGCUCUGGGCAAGGAAGCGAGGUGAGCAGGCGUUUGGAGAAGGAGGUGGAAUGGCUGCAGCAGGUGAAGGACGCGAAGGAGAGGGAGGUGGUGUUGCUGAUGAAGCGCGUGACGGAGAUGGAGGUGCGGGGCAGAGGGCAGUGGGAGCAGGCAGUGCAGCGGCAGGAGGCUGCUAUGAAGCAGGUGGAGGGGCUCUCACAGCAGCUGAGGGAGUCGCAGCAGCAGCUGGGUGGGAAGAGCAGCGAGGUGGAGAAGCUGGUGUAUACGGUGGAGCAGCUUCAAGAAGAGGUCAAGGCCAAGGACGCCCAAAUCACCUCUCUGCACAUGCAACUCCUAGCAGCAACCAAGGCAGUGGCUCUUGACUCCCCACUCAGAUCCCGUCCAGCAGCAGCAGCAGCAGCAGCAGCAGCAGCAGAGCGAGGCAACUUCGCCCCUGCAAGCGAGCCCAGGCAGCAGCGGCCAUCUGAUUCAGCUCACGGGUCGCGGCGGGUGCGGCAGCGGCUGGGCGGCGUGCUAUCCGCCAUCCACAGCAUGGCGGCUACUCGCGAUGGCACUCGCAGCCCGUUUGGGUUCAGGGGGGUGGGAGCUGGCAAUGAAGGUGCAGCAGCAGCAUCUACUGCUGCUGGUGCUGCUGCUCUGUAUGCCUCCACGUCAGCUGGGUGCAGUAGGCUGGGUACUGCUGCUUCUGUGAGCUGCGGGACCGGAGGAGGGGAGGGUGAGGAGUUUUACACGCCCAUGACCAAUUUGCCCUUCAGCCCGGAGAGUGCGGGGUAUAGUGGAGAUGGGGUGGAGGCGAGUGGAGGGGGGCAGGACGGUGGUGGUGGUGGAAGCGUGAAGGGGAGCAGGGUGAAGGGGCAUGGAUGGGGUGUGGGGCACGGAGGGGCUGUUGGUGGAAGUGCGAAGAAGCGAGGCUGGGGGAGUGGCGUUGGCAAGUGUGUUGGGAGUGAUGAGAACGCGCCCUUGAUUCCUGACGGCCCGCAAUCAAGUGAAGGGGUCAUGGCAUCUGCACCCUUGCACACUCCACCUGUUGCUGCGAGUGGAAGCAAGGUGACUGUCAGGACCGCCUUUGAAGCACCGGCACCAAUAUCUCAGCUCUCCGGGAGAUGGCAGCACGACAGACCACUUUCUGCAAGUCGUAGCAGCAGCAGCAAAAGCUGGUCCGAGCCGCGGCUACUCGUGAUGUGUGCGAAGUGGCUACUAAAAUCCGAGCCCGAGACGUGGUCAUGGGACGAUCAGGUGGCGAAGAAAGUAGAGCCGUGGGACGGCGUGCGAAACCACCAAGCGGCGAACAACAUGAAAGCCAUGAAGACCGGCGACCUCGCCUUCUUUUACCACUCAGGCAAGGAGCGUCGAGUCAUGGGAAUUGUCCAAAUCUGCAAGGAGUAUUACCCCGAUCCCAGCGACAAGUCGGAGAAAUUCGGCAUGGUGGAUGUGGAGACCGUUGAGGCGUUCCCGAGCCCGGUCACGCUGCGUGCUAUUAAGGAGGACUCGCGAUUGAGGCACAUCGCGUUGGUGCGCCAAUCUCGGCUAUCGGUGAUGCCUGUUGACGAAGCGGCUUGGGAUAUUAUCAAGGAGCUCGGGUUUAGAGCGCCGGAUUUGGAUGAGAAUGGAGAUAAGGAAGAGAAGGAAGGCAAGGAAGAGGGGAGAGAGGCAGGCAGAGGAGACAAGGGAGAAAAGGGAGAAAAGGGAGGGGGAGAGAUUUCUGAAGGGCAAGAAUCAGUUCAAGGUGGCAAGAAGGAGUUGGAGCAGUUUGGUCAUUCUGAGGGGGGACCCAAGAGAAGACGGAAGAGAAACUAA